Parnassius apollo (apollo) is the source of this 693-nucleotide messenger RNA. The record is from the annotation of a GenBank genome assembly. NCBI's taxonomy places the organism in Eukaryota, Metazoa, Arthropoda, Insecta, Lepidoptera, Papilionidae.
AUGGUAAGAUCUCAACUGGCAUUCACACGAGUACUAGGCGGCUCGCCAGCAACAAUAGGCCAAUAUCCUAUAUUGGCCCAAUUACUUCUAGACCCCUGGGGCACACUUCAAUACAGCCAGCAUUGUGCUGGUGUGAUUUUGACGUCCCGGCACGUGAUAUCUACUGCACAUUGCUUUCAAUACAAUGAAAAUACAGGAAAUAAUUACACAUCACCAAGAUUCUGGAAAGUACGUGUUGGCUCUUCAUAUCGGACUCGGGCUGUGAUAGUGGUAGCGACGCCGUUUUUGCUGGGCAAAUUUGUAAGACAAGGAACAAUAACGAAGCCAAACACUGAAGUUGCACCAAAUGCAAUGUGCACUCUGGUUGGUUGGGGAGCAACACAAAAUGGUGGACCUCAACCUGAUCAACUGCAGUACGCAAUGAUGUUCACAAUAGACCAGGAGGAAUGCAAAAUGCGCUACAACACAAUUGGGGCGUAUAUAGCAGAGUCGAUGUUCUGUGCUGGCAGCGUAGAGUACGAUGGAAUAGACGGAUGCUACGGUGAUUCUGGUGGACCCUUGAUUUAUAAAGGUGUUGUAGUCGGUUUAGUGUCCUUCGGUUACGGUUGUGGAAACCGUUAUUACUCUGGAGUUUACACAAAGUUAUCCCAUUUUACAGAUUGGAUUAUCAAAAUGGUUACCACGUAUAAAUAA